CAUGCCACUCUGCUGUUGCCUGUCUCGCACAGAUUUGUGUUAGAACAACACUUCGCGACGUGCGAGCUGUUCCCCCUUGUCUCCUUCCUCUUGCUGUCCUGCUUCGCUCUUAGUUGAAAAGCGUGAUGAUGUCCAGCUGGUCGGCGAAAGUCUUGGAGAUGGACAACAGGGCACAUUUUGCAGAACUAUGUAUCUAAUUCCAAGGGUCCACUCAUAAACAGAAUGGAGUGAGAAUUCCUGCUCGGACCUUAUCUUGUAAAGCUCCACAGCUUUGAACUAAUUCAAGCAUGAGCUCUAGUGACCAGACAGAAGGAGAUGUGGAUAAAGAAGGGGAAGCGAAAGAGAGGCUGGCUACCAAAUCUCCAGACUGGGAACCGCAGUGUCCUUUGGCGAAAGGGGAGUCUGACGACUGGAAGGGGUCAAACAGACCCCGAAGCAGAUGGAAGAUCUUCUUUGUGGUACUUAACCUCGCUUUUGUAGUCCUUCUUCUCACACUCCUGCUGCUCUGGUACCUGAGAGUCAUACCAAAGGUUUUGUAUGUGGAGCCACCUAGAAAAGAAAGCGUCGGCUGCAGUUCGUUACGUCUUCCCCUGUGCCAUAAGUACAAAGUACCUUACGCCUACACAAUUUAUCCCAAUGGUAUGGGACAGACCAAUCAAAAUGAAGCGAGCGAAGCCAUCGCCCGCUACGAACCUCUGGUCAGUGUCAAGUGUUAUUCUCUUCUGCCCCUUUUUCUCUGCACUAUGUAUGCCCCAAAAUGUAUGGGAGAAGGAACACUGGUGCCCCCCUGCAGGUCUCUUUGCCAAGAGACGGUGAGAAAAUGCGAUUUCUUCUUAGGCGUCUUUUCUGUUUCUUGGCCAGAUGAAUUGGUGUGCGAUGAGCUGCCGGAUUCACCAGAUCCAGAAGUCUGCGUGGGAUACGAACAGAUGCGCAGCCUUGAAAUGUCAGCCAGAACUUGUGUUAAUGGAUUUCGUUGUGAUCGGACACGUUGCCUUCCUCAGUCUUGGGUGUGUGAUGGAUUCUCCGAUUGCACCGACGGAACGGACGAAAGAAAUUGUAGCGACUGCGGACCGGAUCAAUUCUAUUGCGGACAUGGUACGUGCAUUGAUAAGAGCCUUGUGUGCGACGGUAUUCGGGACUGCCCGGAUGGACGCGAAGAAAGGAGGUGCCUUCGUUUGAGUGGAGGUCAGGGUCAGAGCGGAGAAGGUCGCUUGGAGGCAUACAGUUUAAUUACGGACAGUUGGCAACCGGUGUGUGGUGACCAGUGGGACACCUCAACGAUGAGUCCCAGGGCCUGUGCCAUGCUUGGAUAUAAGAGCGUCAAAGAAACUCGAUUGAGAGAUGAGGCAUUCCCAGCUGAGAACAGAGUAGCUGUCGGAACAGUCAUUGAUGUCAGACGUCAAAUGAAGUCUCUUUUCUCCAGGAGCCACAAAGGCUGCGGAGAAGACAACGUUUACGUUUAUCUAAAAUGUCAAGAUUUCGAGUGUGGCAAGUCAGCAAUAAGUAUGGGUGGCAACAAACCAUCUUGGAGAAUAGUAGGAGGCAAGGAAUCAGAGCCUGGUGCUUGGCCAUGGUUAGUUGCUCUUCACGGAGGACCAGAUGAAGUCUUUUUCUGCGGUGGCGUCUUGCUGUCUGAGUGGUGGGUGCUCUCCGCAGCCCAUUGCGUUGGGAACCAAAGCGAUCCAAGUGGGUGGAGUCUGAAAUUGGGAAUGACUCGUCGUCCCUCUCAUCCUUCUUUCACACAAAGCAGGGGUGUGUCUCAGAUAGUUCGGCAUUCCGGUUUCAGUUCUGUCAGUCUCUACAGUAAUGAUAUCGUCCUUAUCCGUCUCGACAAACAUGUCACAUUCGACGCCUUCUUGAGACCGAUCUGUCUCCCUCCGCAUAACAUGCCUGUCUCAGAACUCCAGUCCUGCACUGUCAUUGGCUGGGGUAAACAACAGCACGAUGAUGAGGCCGAUUAUCAAAAAGUCAUACACCAAGUGGAAGUCCCCAUUGUGGAGUUCGAUACUUGCCUAGAAUGGUACUCUGCCCAGGAAGUAGUCAUCUCUGAUACUAUGCUCUGCGCUGGAUUCGCAGAAGGACAGAAGGAUGCUUGUCAGGGUGACAGUGGAGGACCUUUGGUUUGCAAGACAGAAGAUCACUGGUUUGUAGCUGGUGUUGUUAGUUGGGGUAUUAAAUGUGCCCAGCCUAAUUUACCAGGGAUCUACACUAAUGUUCCGCUUUAUGUGGAGUGGAUUCGAAAGACUGCAGAAGAAGCUGGAUAUCCGCUUUAAUGCCAGAACAUUUUAAAGAUGGUUCAAAAACAUUGCCAUCGGAUACUGAAAUCAUUAAAGAAUUUAAUAACAUAACUGAAAACGAAAAUAACAGAAGAUAACGUAAGACAUAAUUUUACAUUCAAGCAUGAGACUUGGUUUUUCUAGGCAACAAAAUUUCAAGCCUCUGAAACUUGCAACGUACUUAAAAGCAUCCUGGAACUAUCUCGAUGACUCCUUAUCGUUACAGAACAAUCUCGAAACAUAAUUCACUUGUAAAGAGCUGAGUAUUGGGCCACUGAAAUGUUUUUGAACAAUUAUGUUCUUGAUUACAUAAAAUUUUUGGUAUUACCUAUAAUGGAUGCUUUUGUAGUAGCUUCAACUGUUAUAAACUAUUAUAAGGAGCUUUUUUGUGCUCCGAUGAGCAGUUUCCUUGUCUCUUUUUCCACCAAUUUAUAGACACGAAGGCACUUUGAGAAGAUUUAUGUCCUAAUAUAGCUUCCUGAAAAGAGAGUAAAAAUAAAAAAAAAAAUGCGUGCUGGAAUCAAAUUACCAAAACAUAUUUUCAAAUUGUUGCAAUGUUAUAAUCUUUGGAAAAAAAUUUAGGUCUAAAAAAUUAAAAACUGACUACCAACAUAUCAGUAAUUUGAUAUUUAGUUUAAUAAUUAUAGGACAAAACUAUUAUCACUGUAUUUAUAUCAUACCUAUGCUAAGUAGCAUAAAGAAUUAAGAAGGAACAAAGUCGUUAAUACCUUCAAACCAAAGAAACAAAAAUCAUAUAUUCUUAUGGUAGGAAAGCUAUUAAUUUACUCUAGUAUUUAUGGCGGUCUUUUUCUUAGGUACCGAUUUUUCCUGGGAAUCAUAAUAUGGAUGUGGGAAAUAUUUUUCUUGAUUACUUUCGUACUUUGGCUCCUCUAAAACUAAAACUUGGGAAAACUGGUGUAAUUUGCAGUUGUCCUGAAUUACGUAAUUAAUGGCGUAUUAGUACUGACAUUCUGUGAUAAGCAGUUUUUUAACAAAAGUGGUAUUUUCUUUUUAGUUAGUGAUAAAAUCCUAUUCGUAUUAAGUAGGUGUUGUUGCCAGUCGAAGCUGAUGUAGGAGACUUUUCCUUUAUCGUUGAUAUUUUAAUCAGUCAUUUCUUCUGGAACUCUCAAAACCAUUUUGCAGUAAGUAUUAUUUCAUAUCGUGAGUGUCAUAAAAGAAAUAGGUCCCAGCAUGAUUUGAUAAAUUGCUAAGAAAAUGUGUAACUCCAUUUCUGAAUUACACUAUCGUCUGUCUCCAAAAUAAAAUUUAAUGGUUUUGAUUGAAUUUUGUAGUAUCAUAAUGAUUGCAAAUUGAUAUAAUAUUUCUUUCCUUAGUUUUGUUCAAAUAAUAAUAUGUUUUUAAUGAGGUAAUAUUUUCCUUUGUACAUCAUUUCACAUUCACUAAAGAAGUAUAGAAAGAAAUUCCGAGUCUUUCAAACUGAAUUUGUUUUUUGAGUUGACUUUUAACUUUGCAGAAAGAUUUUUUGGUCAUAUCACAAUAGCAAAAUAUUUUUGAAUUUUAUAUAUUCUCUUUCUUCUUAUGUUUCUGUUCUUUCAAGUUGGUAUUCUAUUGCUAAACACUAAAGAAUUUCUUCAAUAUAUCUUAGACCAGAAGUUUCUUGCUUCUUUAUCCUUGUAAUUAACCUCUUUUUUUUUUUUUUUUUUUUUUUUUUUUUUUUUUUUUUUUUAAUCUAAUUCUCAGACUUUUACUUCAAAAAGUCGAAAAGUUUAUUUCAUUCCAUCUGAAUUUAAAUCUUCUUUCUACAUUAUUUCCAAUAGCAAUAGAAUAUUUUGAAGCGAUUAUAAUGAAACGUUCAAAGGUUAAUUAAAGUUUAUUGUAUAAUAAACGUUCAAAGAUAAUAAAAUAUUCGAAGAAAGAAUUUUUCAAAAUAUGAUGAUUGGAAUUCUAAAAGGCACAAAUAAACAUAUUUAAUUAAGUACACAGUGAUAAAGCAUCAGCUUUUUCUCUCUUUAUGUCAGAAUUUUUAUAAAUUAUUAAAUUAUUAAAAAAUUAUUAAAAUAAGUGUAACUUUUUUUAGGACCUAUAAGAUUCAUUUUUCGUAAUCUUUUCUGCGUAAACCUGUUGAUUAUUUUUAUUUUUGAUGAUUUUUUUAUAAAUUGAUAGACAGUGUAUUAAAUUUAUACGAAUGGAAUUAUUUUGCAUAUACUCUGAAUAUAAACCGAAUUCUUUAAUUGCUUUGGCUUUAAGAAGACAAUUAUAUGUGCUUAAGUUUUCAGUUAAAACUGAAAAUAAGAAUUUUUAAUCUCAAUGAAAUGUUCCAGAAUUUGAACGAAAUCUCUUAAGAAUCAUGUGAAUCUUCUUACAUUCUAAAAUACUCAAAUGAAUAACCACAUAUCAACUGAGAAAAUCUUUUGCAAUUUGAGCGUAAGGGAAUACAUUCUACGAUAUCUCUCCCCCGCCUUCCCAAGAAAAAACAUAUAUUUUGUAUAUUUAGAAAAUAUUUUAAUUAUAAUAUAUAAUUAGGCAAAAGUCACACUUAAGUUGGCUUAUCAAAAACUCCAUUGAUUUUGAGGACAUCAAACAAUUUAAACAUAAUGGACAAAACGAUGAAAUUGUAAGAAUGUAUGCAAAAUCAGGUUUGGGGGAAUAGGGAUUUUGUAUAUUAAAUCAACUUCUAGAUUUUUUUUUAAUUUUUAAUAUCAAAUCAUUUUUUAAACAUUUCAUUGAAAAUAUAUAUUAAAAAAAAACACAAAUAAAUUCUCUAAACAGCUAAAUUUUUGUAAUCUUAAAGAAAGCAAAACGUUUUCACACUGUAAGCAAAAUUUCGAAAUUGGUGAGAAAUUUCAAAACGUUAUGCUAUUUCCUCUAAAAAUUAAAAAAUAUUCAUCAAAGCCUGCAGUCACAAACAUACCAACGAUUUUAAUCCUGUUUUGCCCCAUGAACCCGUUUCCUCAUUUGCCAGAUCGACAUGUCCUUCUCUUUCCAAAAAUCGAAAAAUACAUAUACAUUUAUUUCGUUUAGAUUAUAACCGCAAAACAGAAAGCAGACGGAGUCAGGCUGACCGCAUCUUCUCCCUGAAUGAAUAAAAUUUCUCACCAAGGAAAGAUUUACUCCAAGCUAAAUCAAUAUAUAUAUAAUUAAAGCAAAGCGUUUAAAUAUGAAUACUGUUAUAUUUUUAGUUGGUAAAUUCUUAAGAGUAAUACUAAAUCAUGAAAGCUUCGUUACUAAGAAAUAACUAAUGUGAAGAAGUAAUAUGAGAAAAAUAGAAAUAACUUCAUGGUAUGUCAUUUGUAACUGAAGUAAUUAACUUCAUGGAAUGCAUAUUUUUUUAUUUACCUGCAACCUCAUUUCCCCAAAAAGCUUAAGUACUUGUUAAUUAAAAAUUAAGAAGAAAUGAGGGAAAAAACGAAACAUUUCUCUGUUCAUUUCUGGUGAUAUAUGCAAUUAUGCACCUUCAAAAUUGUUUCCCUAAAAAAAAGCACAUUUUUGGAUUUAUUUUUCUUUUACCGGCAGUAGCUUAGCUGUUAAGAUGCACAAGAUGUAACAAUAAAGGUGUGUACUGCAUUUAAUGUAUAGAAGUUGGAAUCUGAUAUUGUAAACAAAUGUGUGUGUAAACUUAUUAUAUGUUGUAUUUUUAUGCGAAAAAUUAAAUGCAUAUUUUAAAUUGUCUGUAACUAGUUAGUAUAAUUAUUGCAUCUGUUACAUGUACAUAUAGACGUAAAAUAUAAGCGAUGUAAAAAUGGCCACUUCAAAAUAGUGAUGUUUGUUUCAUUAUGUAAGUGAAAAUAAUAAAUAAAGUUACGGUCCUUAUUGUUA
Messenger RNA from Stegodyphus dumicola, 6053 nucleotides. RefSeq names its product corin serine peptidase (gene Corin). The record is from RefSeq and is a predicted model, not a curated record. Gene Ontology annotation, biological process: proteolysis. Gene Ontology annotation, molecular function: serine-type endopeptidase activity; protein binding. Gene Ontology annotation, cellular component: membrane. NCBI's taxonomy places the organism in Eukaryota, Metazoa, Arthropoda, Arachnida, Araneae, Eresidae.